GCGCACGGAGGCGUGUGCGCUUUCCGCUUCGGUCGGUCGCGCUCGUCUCCCGCCGCGGCGAAGCGGUUGCGGCUGCUGGGCGGGGGCGCCGGGGACGCCGCUCUCGAGCCGUUCGUGGCGCGCGCCCUGGCCUUGCGCGGCGGAGCCGCUUCGGAGGGGCGCGCGAGGCGAUCGGCGGCCGCGCCGCGUCGCAGGGCGGCAGCCAGGCAGGGGGAACGGCGGGCCGGAGCGGACCGGGCUGAGGAGCGGAGCGGACCGGACCGGGCUGAGGAGCGGCGGGCGGCGGGAUGAGGCCGAGAGGGCUGUGGGUGCUGGUGCUGCUGCUGGGGCUGGCGCAGAUCGCCCUCCUGGCGCGGGGCGCGGCGGCCGAGGAGGAGGAGGACGACGACGACGGAGAAUCUGUUACAAAAGAAGCUGACAAUGACAGUGACGAUGACGACGACGAUGAUGACGAUGAUGAUGAUGAUUCUGGAGUUAAAGAAGAAAAUGGUGUAUUAGUCUUGAAUGAUGCAAACUUUGACACCUUUACUGCAGACAAGGACACUGUGCUGUUGGAGUUCUAUGCACCAUGGUGUGGGCAUUGCAAGCAGUUUGCUCCUGAAUAUGAAAAGAUAGCCAAAACUCUGAAGGAAAAUGACCCUCCUAUUCCAGUUGCCAAAAUAGAUGCUACUGCAGCCACUUCGCUAGCAAGUCGUUUUGAUGUCAGUGGCUACCCAACCAUCAAAAUCCUGAAAAAAGGCCAACCUGUUGACUAUGAUGGUUCUCGAACGGAAGAUGCAAUUGUGGCCAAAGUCAAGGAGGUUUCAGACCCCAGUUGGACCCCUCCACCAGAUGCUACGCUGGUAUUGACCCAGGAUAAUUUUGAUGACAUUGUGAAUGGUGCUGACAUAAUCCUGGUGGAGUUCUAUGCCCCAUGGUGUGGACACUGCAAAAGGCUUGCUCCAGAAUAUGAGAAGGCUGCCCAAGAGCUCAGCAAGCGCACACCUCCUAUUCCCCUGGCUAAAGUUGAUGCUACUGCUGAAACUGAGCUUGCAAAGAAGUUUGAUGUUACUGGCUACCCAACUCUGAAAAUAUUCCGCAAGGGCAAACCUUAUGACUACAAUGGUCCACGGGAAAAAUAUGGUAUUGUUGACUACAUGAUUGAACAGGCUGGUCCUCCAUCCAAACAGAUUCAGGCUACCAAGCAGGUACAGGAAUUUCUGAGAGAUGGGGAUGAUGUCAUUAUCAUUGGUGUCUUUAGUGGAGAGAAUGACAAAGCCUAUCAGCUCUAUCAGGAAGCAGCUAAUGGUUUAAGAGAAGAUUACAAGUUCCAUCACACCUUCAGCAAUGAGAUUGCAAAACUACUGAAAGCAUCUCCAGGAAAAGUGGUUGUCAUGCAGCCAGAGAAAUUUCAGUCAAAGCACGAGCCCAAGAUGCACGUUUUGGAUCUUAAACAGGACUCUACAGGUGGAUUGGAGAUUAAAGAGCAUGUGCUAAAGCAUACUUUGCCUCUAGUUGGUCAUCGCAAGCCUUCCAAUGAUGCUAAAAGAUAUGCUAAACGUCCUCUAGUGGUUGUCUAUUAUUCUGUAGACUUUAGUUUUGACUAUCGUGUUGCUACGCAGUACUGGAGAGGCAAAGUCCUGGAAGUGGCCAAAGACUUCCCUGAAUAUGUGUUUGCUGUUUCUGAUGAGGAAGAUUAUUCUUCUGAAAUAAAAGAUUUGGGCCUGCUCGAGAGUGGAGAGGAUGUCAAUGUCGCCAUUCUGGAUGAAGGUGGCAAGAAAUAUGCCAUGGAGCCAGAAGAGUUUGACUCUGAUGUACUCAGGCAAUUUGUGCUGGCAUUCAAAAAAGGAAAACUGAAGCCUAUUGUGAAGUCCCAGCCAGUGCCAAAAAAUAACAAAGGGCCUGUGAAAGUGGUAGUGGGUAAAACUUUUGAUACCAUAGUAAUGGAUACAAAGAAUGAUGUUCUCAUAGAGUUCUAUGCCCCAUGGUGUGGACACUGCAAGAAACUAGAACCAGUGUAUACUGAGCUAGGCAAAAAAUACAAGAAUGAGAAAAAUCUGGUCAUAGCCAAGAUGGAUGCUACUGCCAACGAUGUGACGAGUGAUCGCUACAAAGUGGAGGGAUUCCCCACUAUCUACUUUGCUCCGAGGGACAAGAAGAACAACCCUAUUAAAUUUGAAGGCGGGGACAGAGAUUUAGAGCAGUUGAGCAAAUUUAUAGAGGAGCAUGCGACAAAACUCUCCACAACAAAAGAAGAGCUUUAGAUAAAAUGAGGGUUGUGAAGAAAAAUUGUACAUUGUAGUUAAAAGCAAGUUACUGACAAAACUUCAUGAGAGAAGAAUUAAGCAGUUUGAGCAAGGAAAUUCUUGAGCAGUAAAGCAAUUGCAGUAUCUUUUUUUUAUAUGGCAGAAGAGUUUUUCUGGACACUGAACUUCUCUGAUAUGAAUGUCUUACGUUAGUUAUCGUUUUGAUCUUUGGAGAAAAAUACAUCCUUUAUUUUUUGUGACUA
Molecule: messenger RNA, 2488 nt
Organism: Aquila chrysaetos chrysaetos
Lineage: Eukaryota; Metazoa; Chordata; Aves; Accipitriformes; Accipitridae
Gene: PDIA4
Product: protein disulfide isomerase family A member 4
Exons: 10
Coding region: 288-2243 (651 amino acids)
Biological process (GO): protein folding; response to endoplasmic reticulum stress
Cellular component (GO): cell surface; endoplasmic reticulum; endoplasmic reticulum lumen
Molecular function (GO): protein disulfide isomerase activity
Source: RefSeq, a predicted model, not a curated record